This is a messenger RNA of Lytechinus pictus (painted urchin), 8972 nucleotides long. RefSeq lists its product as uncharacterized. Gene Ontology annotation, molecular function: zinc ion binding; nucleic acid binding. Lineage: Eukaryota; Metazoa; Echinodermata; Echinoidea; Temnopleuroida; Toxopneustidae. The transcript is spliced from 2 exons. Bases 4146 to 7043 code for a protein of 965 amino acids. The record is from RefSeq and is a predicted model, not a curated record. Gene Ontology annotation, biological process: DNA integration.
CAUUUACAUUUUAUUCUCUAAUUCAUAAAUGCAAAUCAUGCUAAUCAUGAUGGUAAUUAAAUGAUUAUGUCCCCUCAGAUAGCUUUCAUCUUGAUUUAAUGUAAAAUAAAUUAUUGUAGCCAAGGAGAUAACAUAUAUCUAUUUCCGGCAAAGUAAAAUUUAAAUUAUGCAAAUUUAUUCUAGAAACAGUGCUAUUAUUUGCAUUUGAGAAGUCAAAAUAUCACUUUACAUGUAUGUAUGAGACAAUUUAAAAAUAUUAAUCUCAAAUCAGUUGAAUUCUUUUUUAUCUACUUCUUUAUGGAUACUCUCUAUGGUCUACUUUAAUUUGCAAAUGACAUUGUAUAAAUCAAUUGUGCAAAUCAUGCAUUUUUCUGGAACCAAUUGUCCAAUACGUACAAAUUUAAGUAGGCCUGAAUUAUUUGAAGUUUUUUCUUUGAACAUCAAAUUUUGGUCAGUCAUAUUAUCAGAGCUUAUUAUUUAUUCACUUUGACUUCUGAAAAACAAAACUAGGUGUAUCUUAUAUUUGAACGAUUCUUUUAUUCUUUAACUAAAUAAAAGGUGAAUGAGUCAGAUUAUAAAUUUAAUAGAUCUAAUUAGACAAGUUUCGAGUAAAAUUCACUCAUGCUUCCAGUCAGGUGGAUGCCAUAUUUCAAAGGUAUAGUCUUUUAGCCCCAAGUCUUUUAACCCCAAAGCCUCCACUAGACAGGAAUUAUGUAGUGACCAGAGAAGAAGAAGACCACCUAAAAUAGACCAUUUAUCUCUGUGUAGGCAGUAAAAGUAGGAAGCCACAUCGUUGGUGACGAGGCAAUGGGCCCAACUGCCACGGGUUCUUAAUCGGCAUGAUUUGUUACAAUUCAUGUCCUAAUUGGGGGCUCCAUGUCGCUUCUCUGAGGGGCAACGCCUUCUGCGGAGACCAAGGAACUGAACUGACUGCCAAAGGCCGAUUGGGACGUGUCACAGCCAGACAGGUUUAUGGAACAGGUUCAACUUCAUUUACAUAUAAAGUUAUUUCAAUAUUCAUAUAUCAUGGAUAUCUUUAUCUACAUACAAAAUCUGAAAAACCCAAACAAACCAAAACAGAACAGAAUUGACAAGAUUUACACAUUAAAUCUGAAUAAAAAUGUAUGAAACAUAUUCUUUAGCAUCGAGUAGCAGUAAUAAACAAACAAACAAAAAAGGUCACUUCACAUGACAGCAUGGGACGGUGAAUGGGAAAUGCAUAAAAAUAUUACAUACAUGUAUAUGUUUGUCAUCUAGAUGAAGCUUUAAAUAUGCUUAUUCUUUGUUUAUCGUUUUAAUGAAUUGAAACAUUACAUGCAUACAGUAUGUACAUGUACAAUAACCUACACGUACAUGUAUCCUUAUCCCAAUAAUACUAACCCUUAAUAUCCUAACACCAAGUGACUCAAAAUCUUUGACCUACAUGUAAUACAUUAGAUGUUAAAAGCAAUUGAAAUUUGAAAAAAAAAAUUAAUACCUUUAAAAACAAUUUGCACUUUUAAAAAACCAUGCUAACCAUAGGAAAGUACAAGCUCUGUCUAUAACAUAACAUUUCAUUCCUAUAGCUGUAUGUGACACAUGCUUUGUUUAUUAUUGAUAAAUAUCUCAGAAGCUUCUUCAAGUGCAGUAUAUCAUGCAAUGAUUUUGCAAUUUAUGGAAUGUUGCUUUGAUGAGAUUUCAUGCUUGCGGGUCACGUUUGGCUAUUAAAGUUCAUGUUUAACAGUAAAGGGGGUCGUUUCAAUUUCAUUGUCUUACCUCUGGCCAUAUUCCAACAAAGUACAAAUAAAAUUGUCUUUCAAAGGUGUGACAAUGAGCUUUUAUUUCAUGAUUAAAGGCCAAGAAAAUGCAUAAUUGCAUAAUUACAGUAUGUCCAUUUUUUUUAUAAUGCCUCAUGCUUAUAAAACUGGAGCAUUUGUCAUUUUAUUACAAAUGUAAUAUUUGAUUUGUCUGAAAUGCAAACAAUUCAUUGUAACAACUUGAUAAAAGUUGUUGUGGAAAUGGGAUGUAAUUCAUUAUAUGCACAAAACAAAGUUAAUUAAUGAGUUACAUUGUAGUAAUUAGAUUCUACUUUAAUGACAAAAGAUGUAUAUUUUGUAGACGAUUUUCCUUUUCUUUAAAUCAUAUUUAGAAUCCAUUUGUGAAAAUGCAUGAAGGUGUUUCCAUGGAUGUAGGUCCAUAAUGCUUCCAACUCCUUCAAGAACAAAAUAACUUAUUUCGAGGUGUCUGUUGGCCAACCAAUUACAGCGAGCAGUCCUUGAUUCACAAAGUAAACCUAUUUGUGACCCCUAUUAUUCCAAGGGACCCUUUUCAGUUAUAACUUUUCAUCUGCCUCAGUCAGCAGCUGUUCACAUACUGCCAAGAUUUAUAAUACCCUACUGCAAGCAAAGCACCAAUUUUGAUCUCCAUAUUUCAUACUUGACCUCUCAUUCACAUCACAUCUAGAGCACAUUUCAUGAAACAGGUAACCGGUAAUUUUCCCUGACUAUUAACUGUCAUCCUUACAUCUGAUUGGCUAAGAGUAAAUGUCAGGAAAGAAAUUUAAUUAUAGAGUAUUUCAGUUGAGUUCAGACAUGUGUUUAAAAUAUUUACUUGGUCCAGCUUAUGGUAGGCCUAUAGACAAUUGUAUAUGUACAUAUGUUUUGAAUGUUUCAAAAGCAAGCGUUGGGAACGUUUGAUACCCCCCCCCCUAGAGUCCAAGAUCAGGUGGAUGUCAUAUUUUGUUCAAGUGUUAGACAUAUUUCGUACUAGCUAAGCAUCUUCAUACAGGUGUCAUUAAUAGUUAAUACUGUGCUUUAGCAUUGAAGAAUGUAGAUGUACAGAUGCACAGGAAGUCUUUUUGUUAUUAAGAAUGUGUUGCUUUAUGCACUCAUCUGCUUUAAAAAUUCUUUGAAUUACGUUAUAGAAAUUUUACAGUUAUUCCUAGUAACGGUAGGGUAUAUUAGGAGGUUAGUUUCAAUAAUUCAAGGAGAACCACCUAAGCUAGAAUAGACUACAGACGUUCGUAUAGGCAGUCUAAGUUAUAACUGAAGGGACUACGUCGGUGACGAGAUAACGACCCCAGCUGCCACCGGUUCUCCACCGACAUGUUUUCGUCAAAACUCAUGUCAUCAUUGGGGGCUCGAUCUCGUCCACUAAUUCGUUGAAGCCACAUCUCUGAUCUGGGGGUUACUCAUCAAAGGGGCAACACAGUCUGCGGAGGCCGAGGCCGAGUGGAAGAGACAUCGCUAGCUGCGGAGGCCAGGAACUGGACCGACCACCAGGGCCGAGUGGGGCAUGCAUGUCAGGCCAGAUGAGACGAUGGGGGCUAGAGUCAACGAUUACCGUUAAGUUAAGUUGUAUUUUGUUUUAUCCAUGUACAUUUUCAUGUACAAAUUAUUGUAAAACCAUCAAAAGAGAACAUCAGAAAGAUUGAAGAGAUAUGAUUAAAUCUUUUUAAUAAAUGUAUUUAUCAGUUUCACGUAUUCUUUUUUGGUGUCAAGCAGCAGUAAGUAAAUAAUUAAAAAAAGUCACUUCCCACGUGACAAUUUGGAGGUCCCACCGAGACACUGCUGCUUGAAAUAAUUCAAAAUUAUUUAGGAAAGAAAUUAAUCUGUGGUGGAUACUUUAUUGAUGGUCUAUUGGUAAUAGCUCUUAAAGUAUUUCUCCCCAAGGUGUGCAUUGAAGCCUUGGUACUAAUCAUACUUGUUAUGCUUGAAUUUACAUUUGGAUAGUACGAUGAAUUAUUGUGGGAAAUUUUCAGUGAGAAAAUAUACUUCAUACCUUUUUUCGGCCGGGUAAACAGCAUUUAGGGAAAGCAGGCCCUGUUUUAAUGCUAUGGUAUAUAGUGGGCUGUUGGUCGUUAGGAUAAAGGAUAUGUCGGGAAGAACUGUUUGUUCUUAAUUCACAUAAUUACUGUCUAUUCUUACGGGUAACUCGUUGGCAGGGUAGCAAGUAUUGUAUGUUACAGACUGUGAAUUUGUAUGUGUGAAGUGGGCUUUGUUGUUCGCAUGGUUGAAUAAUUGUAUGCUCGUGGAGAUACGAUUUCUAGUGCGGUGCUUGUACUAGGGUUCGGCAUUUGGUUGCCAGGUUAAAGCUAUUGUUGCUUUGUUUUGCGGACGCCUUUCACAAUUCAAGUCUGGUUGCUAGGUUUUUGGAAUUCAUUCAAUAUGGCUAGCAUAGAGAAAAUGAAGGAGUUUUCUACUUUAGGUAGGGAGAUGGGACUUAGUGGUGGCGAAUUGAGUAGUUUUGUCACAGAUUCGAUGGAACGUGAACGAGAACGUGAAAAGGAAGUUCAUGAAUUGCGCUUGGCCCAAAUUAAAAUUGAACAGGCAAAAUUAGAGGAACGCCCUCUUGAGUUCAGUGGGAUUAAGUUGAAGGUAGGAAAGUUUGACGAAUCAACUGACAGUUUUGAUUCUUACAUAACAAAGUUUGAAUUGUUAAUGGAUAGUCAGAACGUACCAAAACAAGUUAGGUGCUUGCAUUUAAUUUCAAAUCUGACUGGAAAAUCGCUGGAUGUAGUGAAUAGAAUGAAUAGCACUGAUCGCACCGAUUAUGAUAGGGUAAAGCGUGAGCUUAUGGAAUAUUUCCAUCUUACUGAGAAUGGUUAUAGAAAGAAAUUCAGGUCGGUAAGACCAAAUAGGGAAGAGCGCCCAAAACAGUUUGCUGUUCGGAUGAAAGGAUACUUUGAUAAGUGGUUGGAUUUGUCUGGUGUUGGUGAUUACGAUUCCCUGGUCGAUUUGGUUGUUAGGGAGCAAUUUUUGGAUUGUUGCCCCAGAGAGGUAGUUGGAUUCUUGAAGGAAAGGAAUUGUGGGAAGUUACAUGAGAUGGUUGAAUGUGCUGAGAUAUAUGUGCAUGCGCAUGGAUUGCAUACUUUCAUUGGUCAUAGAAAUGAUAAAUUCAAUCCUAAGAAUCAGAACCAAAGACAGAAUCAAAAUCAGAAACAGAAAUUAAGUCAGAUCCAUAACACUAAAUCAGUAUUAGGUCCACAGGCAGAUAGGAAGCCCAAGUAUGCUAGUUCAACGAAAAAUAGCACAAAACCUAGCUAUGGUAAUAGCGGUACAAAGAAUGGGUGUUAUAUGUGUGGUAGUCCGAAUCAUUUGAAAUGGAAUUGUCCAAUGAAGCCCAUAGUUCAUUCAGCUCAGGCUAUGAGUGUGGAGGACACUCCACUGGAUAGUGUUAGGUCAGAAAAUUCGGGUUUACAUUUGAAUAGGAAUGAGAAUUUUAUGUCAAUAGGAACUUUGCGUUCAGACGAUAGGGCUAGUAGUCAGUCAAAAUCCACUGGAUUUGUUGAAAGUUCAGCUGGAUGUGUUCUCAUAGGCAAUCCAAUGAUUACAGUUCCGUCAGAAAGUGAGAGUGUUGAAACGCUUGGUAUGGCAUACGAUGAGGUUGGUGCAAUGAUUGAUGAUAUGCCAGUUGUUUCGGGUAGGUUGUUACCCAAGAACAAGCCUGUUUCCGUGCUGAAGGAUUCUGGGAGUAGUACAAGUGUAGUGAGAACGAGUUUAGUAUUAGACAAUCAGUUCACGGGAGUGAUUCAGUUAGUUAGGCUGAUAGAUGGUACUCUGAGACGUUUUCCUAGGGCAAAUAUCAUGCUAGAUAGUCCCUAUUUCAUUGGAGAAAUCAAUGCCUUGUGUAUGCCCAAUUGUUUGUGUGACGUCAUUAUUGGCAAUGAUGUGAAGGGGGCACGUGAGCCCAAGGAUCCUGACCUGCAAUGGGUGCCUAGUAUAGUUCAAAAGGCGAAUAGUUCCGAUGUUGAUGAUCGGGUAUCCGAAGUUGAUAUGCAAAGUUCGGAAGUUGUGUCGAGUUCGGAAGAUAAUGUUCGGGUUUCCAAAAUGGAUGAGUCUGUUACGAAAGUGGAUGAGGUUUUGGAUGAUGUGCCUUCAUGUGUGGAUGAGGCGAUGGCUGUUGAAACUAGAGCACAAAAGCAAAGUCAAUCUAAACCUAAACAAGAUUUGAAAGUAAGAGACUCGGGAGUAAAAGUGAAGUCGGAGGACUUUUUGCGAGAGCAAAAGGAUGAUUUGUCACUUAAGCCUUUGUGGAACAAGGUGAAUGAUAUCGAGACUAAAUCGAGAUUCUUGUUCAUGUCAGAGAAGAAUUGUCUUUAUCGACAAGAAAGGGAUAUGAGAAAUCCAAGUGUUGGUGUUGGUCCCAAGUUAGUGGUUGUUCCAAAGACACACAGGUCUGAGAUUAUGCGAAUUGCCCAUGAUUCAUUGUUUGGUGGACAUCUCGGCAUUAACAAUACAUUGUCAAAGGUUAAAGCCCAGUUUUAUUGGCCAAGUAUGUAUGAGGAUGUUGCCAAUUUCUGCCGAUCAUGUGACGUGUGUCAGAAGACUGUUAGUAAAGGGAGAGUCCCCAAAACGACUCUCGGUAAGUUACCGAUAGUUGGCGUCCCAUUUCAACGAAUUGCGAUAGAUUUAAUGGGUCCAUUCAUUCCAUCUGCAAGAGGACAUACUCACAUCUUGACGAUAGUAGACUAUGCGACUAGAUAUGUAGAAGCUAUACCAUUGAAAUCAAUAUCGACUGUAGAUGUAGCUGAGGCAUUAGUCACUGUGUAUAGUAGGGUAGGUGUUCCUUGUGAAGUAAUGUCAGACUUAGGUACACAAUUUGUAUCUGAUUUAAUGAGGAAGGUGUCACAGUUGUUAUCAGUCAAACAAAUAACAAGCUCUAGAUACCAUCCGAUGUGUAAUGGCCUUGUAGAGAGGUACAAUGGAGUAAUUAAGACAGCUUUGAGGCGUCUUUGUUCUGAGGAGCCACGUCAGUGGGACAGGUACUUACCUGCUUUGUUGUUUGCUCUGCGAGAAGCACCCAGUUCGAGCCUGGGGUUUUCUCCAUUUGAAUUACUCUAUGGUAGACAUGUGAGAGGUCCAAUGGAUAUUUUGAGAGAAUUAUGGACGAAUGAGAGUAUUGACGCAGAGUUAGGUAACGAGUAUGAAUACGUAAUUGACUUAAGGAAGCGGUUGGUCGAGUCUUGGCAAUUGGCGCAAGACACUUUGAAAUCCUCCGCAAAGAGGUAUCCUUGGAUCUUCGAAGCUAAUCACAAUCGCAACUCAAUUACAAUUCGCGAUUAGAAAUUAGAAUAGGGAUUUACGUUAGUAGGGCUUACCUGUGAAUUUAGUUAGAAUAGGGAAACUUAUAGGUCAUUUAGUUUAGGAAGUUAGGAAAUAAGAUUGUAAAAUUAUAUUUUUGUUGUACUUUAUAUAAAAUAUGUAUGCAAUGAAAACAAAACGGAAAGAGUCGCUUGUUCGUAAGAAGUCUUAAACAAAAAAAAAUCUUAAAGAGUUAUUGAUAUUCUAAAACAGGCACUUUCAUUGUACAAAAUACAUAUUUAUGUGUUAGAAUAUGCUGUAUUCGUACAAGUGCUAUUCAAAUUCGUUUAAUGAAAAUAUUGCGAAUCAGUAACUGUGUUUGAAAUAUAAAAUUUGUUUCUUUAAUCGAUUAUUUAAAAAAAAAUAGAAUUAAGCAAGAACAUAACGUUGAAUUCAAAUAUGUUAAACAUGAAACGGUUGAAACUUUGUAACCAUUUUUGAAGUAAUUUAUGUACACAAAAAUAUGAAUUUUUGAAAACUGAAUGGCAUUGCAAUAAUUUUAAUUUACUUGAAUGUUUAAAAAAAAAAUGCUGAUUUUGAGAAGAAUACUGAUUUUACAUACAUAAAGCAAUGUUUUAAGGAUUAUGAAGUACUUUCAUUUAUUGAAAUAUACAAUGCUAUGAAAGUGGUAACAAACACUGCACUUUGUUUUAAAAGAAGUUGUGUUCGGAAAGAUUACUGAAUUUAAACAGUUAUAUGACAAAGCAAAGUAAGAAAGGAUUGUAAAUUCUAAUGCGCUUUGCAGAAUUUAAAUGAUAUUUUGAAACUGAAAUUGAAAUUGAUCUUUUACAAAACUAAAAAGCUUAGAUGAUUUGAUAUGAAAUGGUUUUGUAUAAUGCAUUUGGCAUAUAUGUUAUGCUGGUAUAAAAAUCGAUUAUUACUUGUGUUUUUGGAAAUAGUGUUAUGAAAGCUUAGUCAAUGCUUUGAAAGUAAAUUUCUUUAACGGAUGUAAUUCAGGUUCCCUUAAUUUCAUCUUAAGGUGGGGGAUAUUGUCAGGAAAGAAAUUUAAUUAUAGAGUAUUUCAGUUGAGUUCAGACAUGUGUUUAAAAUAUUUACUUGGUCCAGCUUAUGGUAGGCCUAUAGACAAUUGUAUAUGUACAUAUGUUUUGAAUGUUUCAAAAGCAAGCGUUGGGAACGUUUGAUACCCCCCCCCCUAGAGUCCAAGAUCAGGUGGAUGUCAUAUUUUGUUCAAGUGUUAGACAUAUUUCGUACUAGCUAAGCAUCUUCAUACAGGUGUCAUUAAUAGUUAAUACUGUGCUUUAGCAUUGAAGAAUGUAGAUGUACAGAUGCACAGGAAGUCUUUUUGUUAUUAAGAAUGUGUUGCUUUAUGCACUCAUCUGCUUUAAAAAUUCUUUGAAUUACGUUAUAGAAAUUUUACAGUUAUUCCUAGUAACGGUAGGGUAUAUUAGGAGGUUAGUUUCAAUAAUUCAAGGAGAACCACCUAAGCUAGAAUAGACUACAGACGUUCGUAUAGGCAGUCUAAGUUAUAACUGAAGGGACUACGUCGGUGACGAGAUAACGACCCCAGCUGCCACCGGUUCUCCACCGACAUGUUUUCGUCAAAACUCAUGUCAUCAUUGGGGGCUCGAUCUCGUCCACUAAUUCGUUGAAGCCACAUCUCUGAUCUGGGGGUUACUCAUCAAAGGGGCAACACAGUCUGCGGAGGCCGAGGCCGAGUGGAAGAGACAUCGCUAGCUGCGGAGGCCAGGAACUGGACCGACCACCAGGGCCGAGUGGGGCAUGCAUGUCAGGCCAGAUGAGACGAUGGGGGCUAGAGUCAACGAUUACCGUUAAGUUAAGUUGUAUUUUGUUUUAUCCAUGUACAUUUUCAUGUACAAAUUAUUGUAAAACCAUCAAAAGAGAACAUCAGAAAGAUUGAAGAGAUAUGAUUAAAUCUUUUUAAUAAAUGUA